ACACCGCACCGGUGAUCCAUUAUACCGCAAAUAGUCGCAACAGUGAAAAACAGGUAGAUGAUACAUAAUUGUUUAAACUAUAAGCAAGAUGUAGUGGAAUCGUUUAUCAAAAUUCGACCUAACCUCAUUUUAACGUACACACGUGCCAGCUGCAGCGCCCGGUCCUUUUGCUCUGCUCUAUUUACCGAAUAUUUACGUAGGCUUUUUGCUGAUACGAUCAGUCAUUAAAUUCUUAAUAUUUGUACACUUCAAAUGGAGUUAAGAGUCAAUGCUACACCUAUAAAGAUAAAAGUAUGUAUGAAAACCGAGCAUAGGAUGCGAUAAGAGGAUAUCAGCUGCACACAUUCCGAGGAAAGUCAAGGUGUCCAGUAAAAUAGAAUAAGGGCUCCGAAUCGUUUCCAAGACGUAGACAUGGCUACUGAAGAUAGACGAGUCGCUCUAAUUACAGGAAUUACUGGCCAGGAUGGUUCCUAUUUGGCGGAGUUUCUACUGGAGAAAGGCUACGAGAUUCACGGUAUUAUAAGGCGAUCGAGUUCGUUUAAUACUGCUCGGAUACAACAUUUAUACGCAGAUCCAAAAUGCCAUCGGCAGGGUAAAAUGAAAUUGCAUUACGGGGACAUGACGGAUUCGAGUAGUUUAGUCAAGGUUAUCAAUUUUGUACAGCCGACGGAGAUUUAUAACCUUGCCGCUCAAAGUCAUGUGAAGGUUAGUUUCGAAUUAAGUGAGUACACGGCUGAGGUGGAUGCGGUGGGUACCAUUAGGUUAUUAGAUGCGAUACGAACUUGUAGACUUGAAAAGUCGGUCAAGUAUUAUCAAGCCUCGACUUCUGAACUGUACGGCAAAGUAGCCGAAGUUCCACAGACGGAGAAAACUCCGUUUUAUCCUCGCUCUCCUUAUGCUUGUGCCAAAAUGUACAGCUUUUGGAUCGUGAUAAAUUAUAGAGAGGCGUACGGUAUGUACGCUUGCAAUGGGAUUCUUUUCAAUCACGAAAGUCCUCGAAGAGGGGAGAACUUUGUGACGAGGAAGAUCACAAGGUCGGUAGCUAAGAUUCACUUGGGGCUGCAAGACGUUCUUGAAUUAGGGAACUUGGACGCUAAAAGAGACUGGGGUCACGCCAAAGAUUACGUAAAGGCUAUGUGGAUGAUGCUUCAACAGUCUUCUCCGGACGACUUCGUCAUAGCCACUGGUAAGACGCGCAGUGUCAGAGAGUUUGUCGAAGCAGCUUUUCAGUACAUAGGACGACAAAUUAGCUGGGAAGGAGAAAGCGUCAAUGAAAUUGGGAAAGAUGCAACGACUGGACAACUUUUGGUGAAAGUAAAUCCAAAAUACUUUCGCCCAACAGAAGUGGAUUUAUUGCUGGGCGAUGCAUCGAAGGCAAAAGAAAAAUUUGGAUGGGAACCUACCAUUACGUUUGAGGCACUCGUCAAAGAUAUGAUGGAUGCAGAUCUGGAAUUGAUGAAAAAAAAUCCAAAUGCGUAGGGCUGUCAAAUUUCCUAUGGCUUUGAGAUAAUUAAUUUGGAUGAUUCAGUGAUUUAGAUUCAAUCGUUACAACGUAAUGGGAAAUAUUUUUGGAUACAAAGAUGGCAGCGUAUUACAACACCGAUGGAAACCUUUUUAUGUAGAAUUGACACUGCACCUUGUGCACGGUUGCAUUUAAUACGAUGACGAUUCCUUUCCCCAUAGGUUUAUGAUACGUUAAAUUAAGGACCAGUACUUUAGUGACAAAAAUAUUCCAAAAGUUCCACCGAAGCAAUAUCCAAUUACCUGAUAUAUCUUUUAGACAUCUCAUGGAGAUGUUAUUUUUUUUAUGCCAGAGUGCGCAUUUUUCUAUCGAUUCACCGAUCGUCGAUUACCAGCUCAUAAAUUAUUGUAAUGUAUUUUAGAAUGCAAGGGAUUUGUAUAUACAAUUAAUGUACGCGUAUGUGAUAUUCAAUGCAUGUACAGCACAAUUUCAUAGAUGUAUCCUGUGUUAAUUACCGAUUAAUUUGAAA
Messenger RNA from Orussus abietinus, 1991 nucleotides. Its product is annotated as GDP-mannose 4,6 dehydratase-like. The transcript is spliced from 7 exons. Gene Ontology annotation, molecular function: GDP-mannose 4,6-dehydratase activity. Gene Ontology annotation, biological process: GDP-mannose metabolic process. Bases 412 to 1479 code for a protein of 355 amino acids. Lineage: Eukaryota; Metazoa; Arthropoda; Insecta; Hymenoptera; Orussidae. The record is from RefSeq and is a predicted model, not a curated record.